Molecule: messenger RNA, 6111 nt
Organism: Octopus sinensis (East Asian common octopus)
Lineage: Eukaryota; Metazoa; Mollusca; Cephalopoda; Octopoda; Octopodidae
Product: exportin-7
Exons: 31
Coding region: 122-3412 (1096 amino acids)
Biological process (GO): protein export from nucleus
Cellular component (GO): nuclear pore; cytoplasm
Molecular function (GO): small GTPase binding; nuclear export signal receptor activity
Source: RefSeq, a predicted model, not a curated record
AAAACAAAAAGAAAACAGGGGUCGGAGAGUAGUAUCUCUCCCAGAGAAAUCAGCCAAUCAGCUUGCGCUUUAGCUUUACUCUCGAACGGUGCGUUCGUUAUGUUUGUGUGGGAAUACAAAAAUGGCGGAAGAACAGGAAUUACUACAACUGGAGAAUCUGUGCAAGCAGAUGUACGAAACUGCUGACAGCAGUUUACGCAGUGAUGCCGAGAAAGCCCUUGUUGCUUUUGCUUCUUCCCCAGAUUGUCUUAGUAAAUGCCAACUUUUGUUAGAAAGAGGAAAUUCUCCCUAUGCACAACUCCUGGCAGCUUCAACUCUUACAAAAUUGGUCAGUCGUCCAAAUUUGACAUUACCAUUGGAACAAAGAAUAGACAUACGAAAUUAUGUACUAAAUUUUUUGGGUACUAGACCAAAAUUAGUUCAUUAUGUAUUACAGUCACUGGUCCAGCUUUUUGCACGUAUUACAAAACUGGGCUGGUUUGAUGUACAAAAAGAUGAGUGUGUAUUCCGAAAUGCAGUACAAGACGUAGCCAAAUUCAUUCAGAGUAUGUCCACACAACAUGUUAUGAUAGGAGUCCAGUUGCUGUCCCAAUUAGUCUGUGAAAUGAAUCAAUUGAGUGAGGCGGAAGCCAGCAGAUCAAUCACCAAACAUCGUAAAACUGCCUCAUCUUUCCGAGACACCCAACUUUAUGAGAUUUUCCAGCUAGCAUGUUCAUUACUACGAACAGCCGAAGGAAAUUUAAAAACUCUUGAUUUUUCUGAUGAUAGUCAGCAUGGCCUGUUGUCCCAUUCACUGCGAUUAGCACUCAACUGCUUAACAUUUGACUUCAUAGGAGCAUCCACAGAUGAAUCUUCAGACGACCUGUGCACUGUCCAAAUUCCAACAAGUUGGCGAUCAGUUUUCCUUGAUUUCAGUACGCUACAGUUAUUUUUUGAUUUGUAUGCAGGACUCCCAUCUUCAUUAUCUUCAAUGGCUCUCUCUUGUCUUGUACAAGUUGCAUCAGUUCGGCGUUCAUUGUUUAAUAAUGAUGAAAGGGCCCAGUUUCUUAAUCAUCUUGUUGCUGGUGUACGACGCAUUUUAGAACAUCCACAGAGUUUGUCACAUCCUAAUAACUACCAUGAAUUUUGUCGGUUGCUUGCCCGCUUGAAAUCAAAUUAUCAGCUAGGGGAACUUGUAAAAGUAGAUAACUAUCCUGAAAUUAUUAAACUCAUUGCUGAAUUUACAGUAACUAGUUUACGUAUGUGGCAAUGCGCACCAAACAGCAUACAUUAUUUAUUGAGUUUGUGGCAGCGUAUGGUGGCUUCAGUUCCUUAUGUGAAAGCUUCAGAACCUCAUCUUUUAGAAACCUACACACCAGAAGUCACUAAAGCCUAUAUUACCUCAAGGAUGGAAUCUGUCCAUGUGGCCCUCACCGAGGGCCUUGAAGAUCCUUUAGAAGAUAAUGGGAUGGUAACUCAACAACUAGAUCAGCUAUCAACUAUCGGACGUUGUGAGUACGAGAAAACCUGUGCAUUACUUGUGCAGCUGUUUGACGAAGCAGCUCAGCGGUACCAAGAACUGAUUUCAUCUGGCGGACAAAGUGUAGAAGUAGCAGUUCAGCAAGGCCGUCUAACAUGGUUAGUGUAUAUAAUUGGUGCUGUUGUGGGUGGAAGGGUAUCGUUUGCCAGUACAGAUGAACAUGAUGCUAUGGAUGGAGAGCUUGUAUGUCGAGUACUGCAGUUGAUGAAUCUCACCGACUCUCGUUUACAACAGAGUGGUUGUGAAAAACUAGAACUUGCCAUCUUGAGUUUCUUUGAACAGUUUCGGAAGAUUUAUGUUGGUGAUCAGGUACAGAAAACUUCAAAGGUUUACCGAAGACUUUCUGAAGUUUUAAGGUUGAGCGACGAAUCAAUGGUAUUAAGUGUUUUUAUAGGAAAAAUCAUUACAAACUUGAAAUAUUGGGGUCGGAGUGAACAAAUUAUCACGAAAACACUUCUGUUAUUGAGUGAGUUAUCAGUCGGUUACAGUAGUGGCCGCAAACUAGUCAAAUUAGAAGCCGUACAACUCAUGCUCAAUAACCACACAAGUGACCACUUCCCAUUCCUGGGAGUGAACACAAACGGUAACAUUAUGGCAGACAUGAGGUGCCGGACCACAUUUUACACGGCACUUGGUAGGUUACUGCUGGUAGACCUGGGUGAAGAUGAAGAGAAGUUUGACCAGUUUAUGUUACCACUUACAUCUGCUUUUGAUGCAGUCGGAAACAUGCUUGCCAAUGCAAACACCCAAAAUAAAAUGGAAGAAGCUAAGAGGUCCUUAAUUGGUCUGGCUCGAGAUUUACGAGGUGUUGCGUUUGCCUUUAAUACCAAAACUAGUUAUAUGAUGAAUUUUGAUUGGAUCUAUCCUACUUACACACCAGUAUUACAUCGGGCAGUUGAACUGUGGUACCACGAUCCAUCUGUUACGACGCCUGUUUUAAAACUUAUGGCUGAGCUGGCUCAGAAUCGCUCACAGCGGUUACAGUUUGAUGUUUCUUCUCCAAAUGGCGUGUUAUUGUUUAGAGAAAUUAGCAAAAUUGUUGUUAGUUAUGGUGAACGAAUCCUUUCUAUUGGUGAUAUUCCCAAGGAUCAAUUGUACCCUAUGAAAUUAAAAGGAAUUUCCAUAUGUUUUUCAAUGUUGAAGGCAGCCCUGUGUGGAAACUAUGUAAAUUUUGGUGUGUUCAGGCUUUAUGGUGAUGAUGCCCUUGAUAAUGCUUUAGCAAUGUUUGUCAAGUUGUUAUUAUCCAUACCACAGAAUGAUCUUUUGGAUUAUCCAAAACUCAGCCAAAACUAUUACGCAUUGCUAGAAUGCCUUGCUCAAGAUCACAUGAUGUUUAUCAGCAACUUGGAACCGCAAGUCUUUCUCUACAUUCUUUCAACAAUAUCUGAGGGACUAACUGCUUUAGACACUAUGGUGUGUACAGGCUGUUGUGCAAUACUUGACAAUAUUGUUACAUAUCUAUUUCGACGUCUAACUCGAAAGAAAAAGAAAAACCACCCGACCAGCAUACGAGACAGUGAAGCAUUCCUCAGAAUCCUUGAAGUCCAUCCAGAAAUUUUACAACAGAUGUUAUCAACCGUUCUAAAUAUUAUCAUGUUUGAAGACUGUCGUAAUCAGUGGUCCAUGUCCCGGCCUCUCCUGGGCCUUAUCUUGCUGAAUGAAGAUUAUUUCCAUAAACUGAAAGACAGCAUCAUUUCCAGCCAACCUGCAGACAAACAGCCAGCCAUGGCACAAUGUUUUGAGAACUUGAUGGAGGGAAUUGAACGAUCUUUACUUACCAAAAAUCGAGACAGAUUCUCCAUACAGUUGAAAUUGAUUCCAGCUCUGCCAUUAAAUAAUAAUGAUUUACUCAGAAUCUGUCAGUGUUCAGGAGAGAUGUUAACGACAGUCUGAAAACACCCAGCAAUAGUACAGCUCCGGCCUCCUCGGCUUCACUUGAUAUGAUGAGUUACACAUAGAUCCUCCUUCGUCACUUCUCUAGCUCAGUCUCUGUCACUACUAAAUUACAGCAACAACAACAACAGCAACAACAACACUGCUAGGGAAACAUCUCUAUGCAGCUGCUCUGACUACAAUGAUGACGACUACUACUACUACUAUAACAUCUACUUCUGCUGCUAAUGAUGAUGAUGUUGAUGAUGAGGAUGCUGCUGAUAAAAUGAAGACAAUGAAAAAUAAUGUUUAAGAAUUACCAAAAAAAAAAGGGAAAAAAUGAGUAAAUAUAUGAAUUAAAAUAAACAAGAAACAAAUGAGGAAAAAAAAGGAUCCCUUUCAGGGGUUUUUUAGGGCAUAGAAUUUUGGAAGGAAAUAAAAAUCACAAUGGCAGUAUUAAAUAUGUUUGGCAGACAGGACAAGAGUGGGCUGGCUGUGUAAUUGGGCCAGCCGAGCGCCCGGAGGUGUGGUGUUGAUUGUGAAUAGGUAGAUAGUCGAGAAUAGUAAAUGUUUGUCCAGCAGGAAUGCUUUUGGACAGUUUUGGGGGUUGGGAGGGUUUGGGUUUUUUUUUUUUUUUUGUGAACAGGGAGAAAAAUAACAAAAAAGAAGAAAAAAAUAACAGGCAACAUUCAGUACAGCUGCUGCUUUUUGUAAACUGCAACACGUUUGACCAUAUUUUAGGGAGUUGGUGUAGGUUGUAUUGGUGGUGGUGGUGGUGGUGGUUAUUGUUGUUGUUUCUGGGUGUUGGGGGCAAAAAACAAGCCAGUUGUGGGGCAUUACUGUUUGUUGUUGCAAAUUGGGUGGCGGUGGGCGUGGGCAGGCAGGGGAUUGAAGGAAAAGUGAAAAAGCUGCGAGAAAAGUUUAGUCCAUCUGAUGUGAUUAGGAUAAGUGACAUAAAUGAAACAAACGGGGGAUGGGGGGUGCCUGCCCAGAGGUGGGUUUGGGGGUGGUGGCCCUCCCUUACUAAACCACCAAACCAGCAUUCCUGUAUGUCGGGGAGGAGGAGUACAGCGGAAGAAGAACUCAAAGACAAGAGGCUUGUUUUGGGCAGGGUGGCUGGAUGAGACUGACAGAACGACACACUGGGUACGCUUCAAGGCUUAGCUGAUGGCGGGGAGACCAGAAUUGGCACAUUUUUGUCUUGCUUUGGUUGUAACCUCCUUCGUUACAAAUAUUAAUUACUCUAGCUACACAUCCUCUCCUUCCUUCCCUCACUUUCCUACCCCCUUUCUCUCUUUUUUUUCUCUUUCUCUCAAUUUUGUAAAAAUGUUGGAAUCCUUUUUUUUUUUGUUUGUUUGUUGUUGUUCUGUGUCUUGAGAUGUUUUAUUUUUUUAAUAAAAUUAAAACAUGGGGAAAGUUUGGAAUCGGAUUUUUCUCUGAGACCAUUCAGACAGACAUUCUCACCUGACAAUCUCACGUAUACCUACAAACAUCGAUAUUACCAUUCUCUGUAUGUACAUACUCACAUACAGUCAGUGUGUACUUGUAUAUGUAUACAUACACACACACACAUAUAUCACUGUAUCAACUAGACUAUCGAAUGAUGUCACCCUACACACGGUUUAUAUGUGUGCACCCAACAUACAUCAUUAUCUUUACACAACAUCAUCAAAUUCCAAAGGGCUUCUAUUUUUCUCUCUUGCCUUUCAGCAGUUUAAAAUCUCAUUAUUAUUAUUAUGUUAGAAUAUCCCUUUUUCUAAGUCUUUGAUUCAAUUCCCUUUUUUUUUUCCUCCUCUCAUCCUUUUCUUUGUUUCUCAUAUUUUAACAAUUUUUCUUUAUUUUCUGUGAUUUUUUUCCUUAAAGUAAAAAUUUCCAUUUCUUGUUUACGAGAAAACGCUUUUCACUUACUUUGCUGGACUCAUUUUUCAAAUUAGUUUUUGAUCAACUUUAUUCUUCAACCCCCACCCCAUCCCACCCCCGGUAAUUCCUUAGUUUUCAUUUUUGUUCUACCUCGCAAUGUUUGUUUUUUCACUCCUGAUCUCUUUUGCCGCUUUUUUGGUUUUUUUUCCCUUGUUCUCUUCAUUUUGCUCCCCUUUUCCCGUCUGUCUGUCUAACUCUUUCUCUCCCUCUUCCCUACUCCUUUUUCCUGUCUGAGGAGUAAACCAAUUAGGGAUGUUGGGUACUAAAUGCUUGUUCCUUGAUUAUAAACUGCUCUGCUUCAUGGUGCCACCUGAUCCCUAAAGUCUCUUGUACAAAAAAGAAAGCCUCAAAUAGCUACUAUGACAAUAAUAAGCUCUCUCUCCCUCUCUAAAUAUAUUUCUCUUUCUCUGUUCUCAAGACCUGCAGGAGAGCAGUAUUUGUCGGGGAGGGGCAGGGUUGGUUAGUUACUUAGGUGUUACAUAAUACAAUAUAUCACAUUCUGAAACUGUUGUCAUCUCCCAGCCAAUGGAGAGAAUUGAACUGGUGUUGGACAAAGAGGAAGAUGAAAAUUAAAAUGAUGAUCAUUGAUGAUGAUGAAGAGGAAAGGAAGGAAGGAAAGAAAAAGGACAAUAAAUAAAAUUUUAAAAAAAACUACAAAAACCAAGCUAAAGAUACCCCAACAGCUGAGGAUUGUAGCUUCUGUAGUCUGUUUUGAAAAAAAAAUAUAAUAUUAAAAAAAAAAAAAGGUUAAUCUUCUGCUACUGUUUCAAAAUGAUGCAUUAAAGUUUCUCUAAAAAUGA